Lotus japonicus is the source of this 1489-nucleotide messenger RNA. Its product is annotated as F-box protein At3g58530. Lineage: Eukaryota; Viridiplantae; Streptophyta; Magnoliopsida; Fabales; Fabaceae. Gene Ontology annotation, cellular component: SCF ubiquitin ligase complex. Gene Ontology annotation, molecular function: protein binding. Gene Ontology annotation, biological process: SCF-dependent proteasomal ubiquitin-dependent protein catabolic process. The transcript is spliced from 13 exons. Bases 186 to 1259 code for a protein of 357 amino acids. The record is from RefSeq and is a predicted model, not a curated record.
CGGGAAAGGCACAAAAAGACGAACGUGACCGACAAUUGCAACUUUGAGGGCUUUUUGGGCCAUUUCUGGAGUUCAUCAACAAAAAUGCUCAGGUCCUACAACUUUAGGGACUAGACGAUUCACUCGGUCCAAAACCCAAAAGCAGGAACCUCGAACUCGACCGAGAUUCUCCGUUGGCAACAACAAUGGAGGAAACAACAUCAACGUCAACAGAGUCAAAGGACCAUGUUUGGUGCAGAGAGACAGUGCCGAAGGUUUUCAAGCUUGUUUGUUCCACUUUACCUCUCGCUCACACAGACCUCGUUUCUCUCCUCCUCGUUAGUCCCUCGCUUCAUCGCACCCUUGUCUCUUGUCAACCCCUUUGGCAGUCACUGAUUUUCCGCGAGGUAAAUAAUGCCGGGAAUCGCCUUCUAGCUGCUCUUUCUCUGCCUAGAUAUCGCUAUGUAAAGCAGAUUGACCUCGAAUUUGCGCGACAUGUUGAAGACACACAUCUCAUUCUUAUUAAGGAUAAGUGUUUUGAUUCUCUUCAAAGCUUGGAGUCUUUAAAUCUCAAUGGCUGCCAAAAAAUAUCGGAUACAGGAAUUGAAGCAAUAACCAGUUGUUGCCCUCAGCUGAAAACCUUUUCCAUCUACUGGAAUGUGAGGGUAACAGAUACCAGCCUACUACAUACAGUGAGGAACUGCAAACACAUAGUUGAUUUAAAUAUAAGUGGCUGUAAGCAAAUUACAGAUCAAGGUAUACAAUUUGUUGCUGAGAAUUACCCAGAACUAGAGUCACUAAACUUGACAAGGUGCAUCAAGGUAACUGAUGACGGGUUGAAGCCCUUAUUGCACCAAUGCCUAUCGCUUCAGAGUCUGAAUCUCUAUGCACUGUCUAGUUUCACAGAUGCAGCUUACAGGGAAAUUUCCCUUCUGACACGUCUCAAGUUUUUGGAUCUCUGUGGUGCCCAGAAUCUUUCAGAUCAAGGACUUCAUUGUAUUUCUAAAUGCAAGGACCUUGUCUCUCUCAAUUUGACCUGGUGUGUGCGUGUGACUGAUGAGGGGGUUAUAGCUGUAGCACAGGGUUGCACCUCUCUUGAAUUUCUAAGCUUGUUCGGAAUAGUUGGUGUGACUGAUAAAUGUCUGGAGGCACUCUCAAAGUCCUGUUCGGACAAAAUUACGACCCUUGAUGUGAACGGAUGUAUUGGCAUCAAGAAACGAAGCCGUGAAGAGUUGCUUCAGCUGUUUCCAUAUUUGAAAUGCUUUAAAGUGCAUAGCUAAUGAAAGCAGUCUUUUUAAUAAUAAGGCAUUUGACAUGUAAAAUUUGCAGAUCUAAUCUCAACUCAAGUAAUUGUGUUUAGCUUUUCUCCCCCCUUCUCCCCCUGUUUUUUUAGUUAGUUAUCAAUGUUUUGUGAAACUGUUAAACAAAUUUGUGUUUCUGUGCAUUAGAAACCCUUCUAACUAAGUGAUUUUAUUGAUCUAAGUAAUUAUAUAAUUGAGUUCAACUAGAA